AUGAUGACCGGGCCACCGGAGUCGCAUGGCGCCUUGAAGGAGAAGGACUUGCUCCAUGAGUGGUACCCCGAAAUGUUCGUGAUCUUUGUCUCACAUCAGUGGCUGAGCUCUGUGCAUCCCGACCCUUCAGGGCAUCAGGUCCAAGUUCUGCAGCAAGCGCUCCGCGGCAUCAUCGAUGGCACUAUGCAGGUGCACGAGUCGCUCAUCGCUCGGUCGGAUGAUAAGAACCUCUCGGCCAAGACCCGGGAGUGCAUCGCCGACGGCUUCAUCUUCUUCGAUUGGUUCGCGAUACCCCAGAUCACAGCCAGGAAGCACGGGGUGAAUGAAGAGACCACGAAGAGCGAUGCCGCCCUGGCCGUUCAAAGCAUCCCGGCCUACGUGGAGCUGUCGAACCUCUUCAUCGCCUUGGUACCGGAGCUGACGCACAAAGAUUCGUCGGAGCCGGUGAAUUACUCGUCCUGGCUAUCGCGAGGGUGGUGUCGCGCAGAGCUGUGGUGUCGGCUGCUGUCAAACAAGUUCGACACCUCCGUCGUCGUUGUUUACACGCCGACAGAGGCUGAGUUUAUGUUUCCGCUCGAUUGGCAGCACAAUAGCAUCGUGGAGGGCAACUUCACAGUGGAAGCCGAUCGGGCGGAGGUCGUUCGCCUGGGGCAGAUCGUCGUGGAAAGCAAAAUCCGACACUUGCAGCAGUUUGGUCCCCUGAGCCAUUACCGCUUCUACCUGGCCCUUCGCCCGAAGCUCCUGCAACAGGAACGGUCGGAGCGAAAUCCGGAGAGCUUCCUGCGACAGUUUCGUUACGACAGCCUGGAGACGGCGGCGCGAGACAGCAGCGGAAUGAACGCGGUGAUGUGCGCCACGCUCUCCGGCGACAGGGCCGUGCUGCGACUGCUGGCCGAGCACAGAGCGAGCAUGAACCAUAGCCUCAAAGACAUGAGCGACUUGGGAUACUACGACACCCAGACGCCCCUCAUGGCAGCGGCGAAGUCUCAACAGGAUGCUUCUGUCCUGGCGACGCUGAUUCAGCUCCGUGCAGACGUCAAUGCCCGUGCCAGGACGGGCCUCGUGGCCAUGUCUUUCUGCCGGACCCCUGAGCAAGUGAAAGUGAUGGUGGAACAUCGCGCUGACAUGCCUCCCUCCUCUCUGUCCGGGAUUGCAUCUUUUGGCGGCCCCGAGACUAUGAAAGUACUCCUGUCCUGCCGAUGCGACAUCAACCAGACGGAGGAAAACAGGUAUGGCCCCUUGCACGCGACGACUCUGUUUUCACGUGGCAACUGCAGAGCCGUUGAGACAGCAAAGUUUUUGCUGGCACAGCAUGCUGACGUCAAUGCCCGCACGGUGCUCUCCGGAUCCCUUGCAUUGUGGUGCCGCGCGGCAAGGGCCAAACUCGCCGUGGUAGGCUUCGAGAACU
Symbiodinium necroappetens is the source of this 1408-nucleotide messenger RNA. The record is from the annotation of a GenBank genome assembly. Lineage: Eukaryota; Dinophyceae; Suessiales; Symbiodiniaceae.